AUGCAGCAUAGAAAAGUGACGACGAAUGAUGUAGAAGAAAUUGUUGGAGUUACUUCUAAAUUCACCUCAAACCUCAUCAUGACCCGUACUCAACUGUAUCGCUGCUUAUCAGCGUUAGUCCACACACGAGAUUCAAAUGUUAAUGGAAUUGUCGUACGACAGAGUCAGUCAUCGUUUCACAUGAAGAACAGCAAAUAUAAAAGGGAAAACGUCCCAUCAAGGCUAAACGAUACGCAUAAAAGGAACUUCCACCACUCCACAAUAGUUCAUCACAACACCCACUAA
Clunio marinus is the source of this 285-nucleotide messenger RNA. The record is from the annotation of a GenBank genome assembly. Lineage: Eukaryota; Metazoa; Arthropoda; Insecta; Diptera; Chironomidae.